AUGGCCCAAGAUCGCCCCGGCGAGGAGAAGCCAGAAGGCUUCUCCAAGUAUCUCAAACGCAUGAAAACCGUCCUUCGUCCUCGUUCAGUAUCUAAGCGUCAAUCGCAUGCCGCUCCAGAGACUGUUACUGCUGCCCCAACAGAGCCAGCGCCAGCGCCAGCACCAGCACCAGUGCAAUCAACUACACCAGCCCAUGGAGUUAUUGAACCAGAGCCUGUAGUAAUGUCCGAGACUAUCACCACUACACAGCAUGCGAAGACCAGCGCCCUCUUCGCCAAAUAUGGCCUUUCUCUCGACCCAGGUGCAUGGAAAACCCCACCCGACCUCCAACAACUCAACCGAGUGACCAAGCCAAUCCGCAUGAGGGUUCGCCGUGCCUGCCAUCGCUGCGAAACAACCUUCGGUGCCGAGAAAGUGUGCAUCAACUGCUCGCACACACGCUGCACCAAAUGUCCUCGCUUCCCACCCGCUCAUGCUGAAGGCGAACCGCACAUCCACAGGCCCAAGAUCCAGGAGUUAAGCGCUAACCAUCCCCGAGGGAUCCCCGCCACACCGCACAUCAAGUACAGCGGCGAUGCAACCAACCCUCUGUUGAAACUCUCGCGUACGGGUGGUCAGGACUUGGUCCGAAAACAAGUGCGCCAGCGUGUCCAUCGCAGUUGCCAUGUAUGCACUGCGCAGUUUACAUCUGGGUCGAAACACUGCGAGGUCUGCAGCCAUGCCCGCUGCAAGAAGUGUCCCAGGGACCCUGCCAAACUGGACAAAUACCCCGAUGGCUAUCCGGGUGAUGCGGACCCGCCCAAGGCUUUACCCGACCGCGCUUUCAAGAGGCCUCGUCAGCGGAUCCAUUAUUUGUGCCAUAUCUGCACUACUUCCUAUCUACAAGACAGUGACACUUGCGCGGGUUGUGGCCAGGUGAAAUGUGCUGAGACCAUAAGGAUCCCACCCAAGAAAGUCAAACGAGAACCAGACCCUGAACUUGUCCGGAGUGUUGAAGAAAAGCUAGCAGCCAUGGCGAUCUCACCAAAACAAACUGCCGCGGAGGGUUGA
This is a messenger RNA of Penicillium salamii, 1050 nucleotides long. NCBI's taxonomy places the organism in Eukaryota, Fungi, Ascomycota, Eurotiomycetes, Eurotiales, Aspergillaceae. The record is from the annotation of a GenBank genome assembly.